Elgaria multicarinata webbii is the source of this 4187-nucleotide messenger RNA. Its product is annotated as glypican-5-like. Gene Ontology annotation, biological process: regulation of protein localization to membrane; cell migration; positive regulation of canonical Wnt signaling pathway. NCBI's taxonomy places the organism in Eukaryota, Metazoa, Chordata, Lepidosauria, Squamata, Anguidae. Gene Ontology annotation, cellular component: extracellular region; plasma membrane; cell surface. The record is from RefSeq and is a predicted model, not a curated record. The transcript has 9 exons. Bases 178 to 2010 code for a protein of 610 amino acids.
CGUAAGUUUGCGCAGAGAGCAAGUUUGCUCGCAGCUGAAUCGGUGCUGCGCGUUUCAGCCGCUUCCCCGCCCCGCACCGUCUCCUCCCCCGUCGCGUUUCUUCGGGUUUACUUUGUGGGGGACGGGCUGCUGGGCGUCCCUGGCUUUCUCUGUAUCCCUGGUAGGGAAUGUGUGGAAAUGGCCGGUGACAGGAGCCCCGGGGUCUUCUUGUGCCGGCGACGCUUCGGGCUCCUGCUGCUAGCCACGGCGGCGGCCGGACUGUGCGGCGGGGUCUCGGCAGUCAAGAAUCCCAGCUGCCACGAAGUGAGGACGGCGUUUCAGAUCCGGCAGAUCGGUCCCCUCAAGCUGGUUCCCGACGUGCCCACAGCUGAUUCGAAUUUACAGAUUUGCCAACACAGAGCACCAACAUGUUGCACUAAGAAGAUGGAAGAAAGCUAUCUAGCAGCUGUCCGGAGAGAGAGAAUGGAGAAUAUCCAGACUCUAAAUUUUGAACUGAAAUAUAUGAUUGUUGGUCACAUCACGGCUUUUCAAGCGGCCUUUGAGUCCUUGCUUCGCUUUGCUGAGAACCAUACGACCUCCCUGUUUGAGACUGUCUACAGAUCCAUGUCAAAGGAGGCAGCUGAGCCAGUCAAGGAGCUCUUUACGGACAUCUCUCUCUACCUCUUGGGUGCUCAGACCAGAGUGGAAAGAGCUUUUUUCCGGUUCUUUGACAGCCUGUUCCCUUUGGUUUACAGCCGCCUAAUAAAUCCAGGAAUUACGGAUUUGUCUGAAGAGUACACAGAAUGCCUGCGGCUUACGCGGCAAGAUAUAAAUCCAUUUGGACGCUAUUCUAAAGAAACAGUUACAGAGCUGGCAAAGUCUCUCAGGGCAAGCAGAACAUUCAAUCAGGCCCUAAGUAUGGGCAUCGAAGUGCUGAAUGCCACCGAGCAUGCCACCUUGACAAAGGAAUGUAGCAGGGCACUAGUGAAGAUGCAGUAUUGCCCUCAUUGUCAAGGCCUGACGCUAAUAAGGCCCUGCGAAGGAUAUUGCCUAAAUGUAAUGAGGGGCUGUUUUGCCAGUGUAUCUGAACUGGAUGCUCAGUGGAGGGAAUAUAUUUAUACCCUGGAACAUCUCACAAAUGAAAUGGCUGGAGCUCAUGAUCUGGAAUUGGUGCUUUUGGGUAUCCGGUAUUCAAUCAACGAGGCAAUCUUGCACGCACAGCUGAAUGGGCCACAGCUGUCCGCCACGGUAGAUAAAGUCUGUGGACAGCCUGAAGAAAAAGAAGUGAAACCUUUGCCUGACAACAUAGUUCAAGCAAAGGAAAUAAUUGAGACACCAUCUCUCACAAUGGCACACUCAUCUACCCUGAGCAAUAAAAGGAGUUCUCUGCCUCUGAAAGCUUCAAAGAAUGACAAAUCCAGAAGUUUGAAAAAAAUGUCCCGGGAAUUCAUCAACUACAUGAAACGAUCCAGAACUCUUUAUGGGUCUUUAACAGAAAGACUCUGUGAUGGGGAUCUCGUGAUGAAAGACAGCUCAACCUGCUGGAAUGGCGAGGAUGUUGUAGAAAGUUAUACAAGCAGAGUGGUUACCAAUGGACUAAAGGCACAAAUUAAUAACCCAGAAUUGAAAGUCAAAGGAUUGGACCCACACAUCAGUAACCUAAUUGAUAAACUGCAACAUUUUAAUCAGCUUGCAACGGAGAGGACAAAUUUAAAACCAGAAAGAUGGGGCAUCAGGGAAGGUGGCAGUGGGAAUGGAAUGAAUGAAGAGAUGGAAUCAAGUGGAGACUGUGAUGAUGAAGAUGGAUGUCAAGGAUCAGGUGGCAAGAUCUACACAAAAGAUGUUCUCGGAGUGAUUCCAGGAGAAAAGAGUGAACCCAAAACAACUGUGAAAAAGAUGGACACCAUAACCACAGUUACAGUAAAAUCAUCUACUAAACAGAACGAAGACAGAAAUAUGGCCAAUCAAGUUUCCACUUCCUUCCUCAUCAUUAUUACAGCCCUAACAGUUUUGUGGCAACCUUUGUCAUAGCUGCAUUACACUGCAGUAACUGUGCAAAUUCUGCUCACUGUCAUUUAUACCUACAGCCUUAUCCAAGUGAAAACAAAGCUAAGUGGAUCUCUAAAUUGUGCGCUCUAGUAUUAUGUGAUAUGUUAGUAUAAGUGCUAAAUAUUAGUCUGGGACUGGCUAACAGCAAGCAUCAGUAUGUACACAGUGUUUUGGAGAUGGUUCUUGCUAACAUCUCAUCUACUCAAGAUGUAAAAAGGAUGAAGAGAAGAAAGCUGAGUAGAUUAAGUUAUUGUGAUAGAUACAAUUAAGAAUGUUAAAGAUGUAAAUUAAUAUGUUGGCAAUUUCCCCCGCCCCCUUUUUACUCAUUGGAUAAUGGACUGUUGUCUAUUUAAUCUUUCAUAUGAGUUCCAUUGAAUAAUCAGAUUUCAGGUACAGGUCAAUAAUGUUGUAUCUGUAGGGAUCAGCCACUAUAUUAUAAGCAAAGUACAGCACUAUCUCUACCCAUUGGAUAAAAUCCAAAGUAGUCAAGAAAAUCAUAGCAUGUUUGAACCUUUCUUUCUUUAUGUUUAGAAUGUAGAAAGCAAUAUAAGAACCAUAUGCUGUGUUUAAUGUAUCAGUAGAGUUGCCUUAAUCAUUUAGCAACAUGUAGACACACUGUCCAAGUUAUUUUGAAACAUACAGAAGUGUUUCCCUACCUAUGUAUUUCAUUACCAUGUGCUUAAGACUUUACUAUGUUGUGAAUGUCUAACAAAUGAAAAAGAGGGAAGGGAGAGCAUUACAUUGUUAUAGUGCCUGGAUGUUGUAACAAUGGAGAUAGCCAAAGCCCAGGUCCAGAGGUCCUGAUACACAGCCUGGAAUCAGUCAGCCAGUGCCCAUCAUAAGGGCCUGUUCAGACAACAUGCUAAGCCAUGGUUAGGGCUGCUAACCCUUUUGCAGCAAGUGGUUAGUGAGCAUGGUUCGACUGUGGUUAUGUAGCCACCAUGGUUAAGAAAACCACCAUUCACAUGACACGCUAAAUGCUAAACUAUCAUGGCUUAGCGUGUUGUCAGAACAGGUCCACAGAGGUGUUCGCCAUUGUUAGAGCUUUCAGGGCCAACCACCUGUCUGUGCAUGACCUCAACCCAGGAAAAUGUACUCACCAUCCCUUUUGCACACAUGAGGUGUGAUCCAGAAGUGGAUCGGUCUAUGGAUUGUCCUUGCUGAAUUGGAGCAAAUGUUUACAUCUAGGUACCAGAAAAAUAACAGUUAUCCCUGUUAUAUCCCCAAAAGGGGUACCGAUGCUCUGUAGAUCUCUGGUGUGCAGCAUGUCCUAUAGUUGCUAUUUAAUGACAAUGUUUUAUUGUGCUGUGAUAGGAAAAAUAACUAUGAAACAAACAUCACCCUAGAAUGAUACAUUUUCUUAUUUGCUAUUUUCCAUGUUAUUGUAAUGAGGGUGUUUUAAUUAUUUUAAAAAAUGAUGUGUUUUAUAGUGUGACAAGGAGUUACAAUACCACCAUUAGAUGGGAGAGAGCUAAUACAUGUAUUUUUGACAACUGUUUUUACAAUGUCAUUGAAAAUCUAUACACUACAAUAUGAGUAGAAUUAAUAAUUAUAACUGUCAUUAUGUCUCAGAUUUCUAUUUACUACCAAGCCAAUAAUUCACAUAACUGAAGAGUUUUCAUGAUACAGAAUAUUACAGUGUACAGUUUUAUAAGAUAUAAUGUAAAAUAUUUGCCUUGGGUGGGUGGGUGUGCGCGUGAGGGUGUGAAAUGUGUGUACAAGCAAUUACUUCAGUAAAUUGAUUUACAUACAAUCUGUACUCAGUCUAGUGCAUCAGUCCUAGUAGGAUGAAAGUGUAAGGCAUAACUAGAGAACUGUUCUUUGUAGCUGCUGGAGUUAGAUGUCACAUAAAAUUCUUUGCCUUCAAUGGCUGCCGAAUUUACUUUGGUGGCCCAUCCAAUGCACACAUCCCUCAUGCUCAUGAUGUUUCAUGUGUGUUGAGCAUACUUAAGUUAAUGCAUCAUGAAACACUGCCUUUAGUCUCUUAUUAUUAGAUUAGUAUCUUAUUAUUAGAUGCCCUUCUCUUCAUGUUUUAAAAUUUAAGGUCAUGACCCAGCCAAUCGUAAGCACUUUUGUCAAAUUGAUUAUGAGUGAAAAAUGUUGAGACAGUACAUCCAAAAGCCUUUAAAUAAAUAGACAAAUUAUGAGAGUGCCAUAUG